This is a messenger RNA of Cephus cinctus (wheat stem sawfly), 2040 nucleotides long. It is a transcript of the gene Kr-h2, whose product is annotated as Krueppel homolog 2. Bases 226 to 999 code for a protein of 257 amino acids. The record is from RefSeq and is a predicted model, not a curated record. Gene Ontology annotation, biological process: membrane organization; endoplasmic reticulum tubular network organization. Lineage: Eukaryota; Metazoa; Arthropoda; Insecta; Hymenoptera; Cephidae. Gene Ontology annotation, cellular component: endoplasmic reticulum; membrane. The transcript has 6 exons.
CCUGCAGAAUAUAUUGUGAAAUUGUUAUAUUUUUUAUCACUGCAGCGCCACCGUCGUAGGUUGAUUAUCAUUUACGGAGUCUCGAGACUCUUUGGAAUUAUACACAGGCGUGCUGGACGAAUUGAUGUGUGUGGUUCGUUUAUGCUGUGUUAAUAAUUUGCGAGUAAUUGAGAAUAGCUGACUGUUGUAUAAAAGUAGAAGUUAGAGUAAUAGAUUAUAUUCAUCAUGGCAGAAAACGUAACACCAACACAAUCUGAACACUCUCAACCACAAACAGAGAGAGGAUGGAAAGCACUGAAGGAACACAUUAUCGAAAAUAAAAUUCAAGUUGGAUUGUGGACAACGAGAGUUUUUACCAUGUUAUUUACUUUGAGCUAUCUUUUAUCAUUAUCCACAUUUGGAAACCCAUAUAAUGCAUAUUAUAAAGCUUUAAUGAGCAAUGCUGCAACCUAUGCCUUACGUCUUCACCAAAGAGUGCCAAGAGUACAGCUCAGUAGAGAGUUUUUAGCACUAUUACUUCUGGAAGACUCCUGCCAUUAUCUUUUCUACUCUCUGAUAUUUCUAUAUGUUGCUCCGGUCACACUUGUACUCAGCCCAGUUUUUCUCUUCGCACUCCUUCACUCAGCUAGUUAUUCUCUCACGCUUCUUGAUUGCCUUGGACAAAACAGCUGUUGGGCCGCUCGACUGUUGAUAUCCCUGGUUGAAUUUCAGUCUCGCAAUAUUCUCCGCUUGUGUGGAUUAUGCGAGAUAAUGAUUUUGCCACUCACCGUAUUCCUUGUUCUCACCGGUCGAGCCGGUCUAUUCACGCCUUUCAUCUAUUAUCAAUUCUUAUCGUUGCGGCUUUCUUCACGACGAAAUCCUUUCACACGCAACGUUUUCCACGAAAUCAGAAUGGCACUAAGUUCUGUAGCUUCAAGCCCUUCAGUUCCAUAUCUUUUGCGACGCUUGGUUGAAGGAUUGCUUAUGCUCACACAAAGGAUGGCAACAGUAAACCAGUAACUGUCCCAUUGGAAUACUCGGUCAUCGAAAAGCAAAGAGAACUGAGUUAUUAAAAAUGACGAAAAUAACAAAAAAGAUUAUUUAAAUGAAAUCGUUACUGUUUGUCGACAGACGGUAUAUUUUCGGUGUUGCGUUAUUUUUUUCCAUAGUAUAUCUUUUUUCCAGGGAAUAAGGUUAAGUAAUUUAGAAUGUAAGGGAAAAUGAAAAAUUCGUCGGCAUUAUUCGUAUGAUAGUUCUAUAAUUAAUCACUUGGGUGGUUCACAUGGGUCUAAUUUAAUUGCAUUUACACGAAUGCGUUACAAAUUGAUAAGGUUAUUCCGCAAUUUAAUCACGGUUAUAGUCCUUUCAUUUUAAGUAAUGAUAUUUUAUUCAUCAAUCAGUUGGUUUUCACUUUCGAACAGUCACUAUUGUUACACCUAUAAUUUUGAAAUCCAACAGUUCAAUUAGCUUUGGAUGGAUAUAAGAAUGCCAUGAUGCUACACGUGGUAUAGUAUUACAAUCGUGUUAUUGGCUUUUGAUCCAGCGUCGUGACCUGAAUUCCAAUGUCCAUUUCAAACUAAUUUACAAAUCGAGAUAAAUUUCUAUAUAGAGGUUUGCUGAAUAUGUAGGAACAAGAAGUAAACGUGGUGCAUUAUUUGCUUCUUGUCUCCAUAAAAUGAAAAAUUGCCUUUACUACGGUAUUGUCGCACACAAUGUCCAGUGAUUAUAUUGCAAAAUGAAUUUGCGACCAGCAAGAUUUUAAAAAUAUCGUAAAAAUUUUUAAACUGGUAAUAUGCACCUUUUUACUUAUUGAUAGAUUGAUCAACGUAGAAGGGAAAUAGGCGAAUGAUUGAUGAAAUAUUGGCUGACCGAUAUAAAAUACUCUAACGGUAUAAGACAUUUGUUGUCAAUUGUUAGAGUUUUAUAAAAUCGGUAAUUGCCAAAAGUCUCGCUCAACUUUAGUAUCGUUUCUGAGUGCACGGUUAAACACUAUAAGUUGCUAGUUAUUCAAUAAAAUGUUACGGUAAAUCAAUAUUUCAUAAAUAAAACGUAAAAUACAAA